Messenger RNA from Galdieria sulphuraria, 6222 nucleotides. RefSeq lists its product as uncharacterized. The transcript is spliced from 5 exons. Gene Ontology annotation, cellular component: endosome; trans-Golgi network. Lineage: Eukaryota; Rhodophyta; Bangiophyceae; Galdieriales; Galdieriaceae. The record is from RefSeq and is a predicted model, not a curated record. Bases 15 to 6200 code for a protein of 2061 amino acids. Gene Ontology annotation, biological process: Golgi to endosome transport.
AUUGAGCAAAGGGGAUGUCCUCUGAUGAGUCGUAUGAAGCAACCCUAUCCGAUCCUAAACUUAAGGCAAAGUUUAGAACUUUUAAAACAGAGCUUGGUUCUAUCUUAGCUUCUUUUAAGAGAGCAGAAGACUGGGCUGACUUGAUUCGAGACUUGCAACGACUUGGAAGACUGCUUCAAAAGUUUCAAGACUUGCCUCUACUUCCACAUAAGCUCCAAGUUGCCAAAAGACUGGCGCAAUGUCUUUCAAAGUCACUUCCGAGUGGAGUUCACCUCAAGGCACUGGAAGUUUAUGACAUUAUAUUUAGUAGAUUUCACUUAGCUUUGUCACUUCGGGAUAUGCACUUGUUUGGGUUGGGCAUAUUUCCUCUUUAUCCAGUAGCCUCAACAACCACACGUCCCUUGCUGUUGCAAUUGUUUGAAAAAUAUUUUGUAAACUUAUCAGAAGAUUUCGUGGUUAGUUUAUUGCAAGGUCUCUUUGCUUCCAUUCUUCCUGGAAUGGAUGAUGAGUCGGGAGAACUAUAUGUCAGGCUGAUAAACCUACUUGAUGUUAUUCGAAGUCGUCUUUCCAAUGAUGUCCUUUUUUUCCAAAUAUUUUGGCGCACAAUAAGUGAUUUUCGUGAGUGUCGUUUGAAUGCUUUAAACUAUCUUCAGCUUAAAGCAGGACAGCUUUCUAUCAUUGAAUCUUGUAUUGAUAUUGUCAAACCUGCCAUAAUAUUAUGUCUUGAGGAUACUCAUAUCCUAGUUCAAAGAGCCAUUUUGGAUUUUCUCAGUUCGUAUAUUCCCAUUUCAACUGUAGAAAGUGUCUUUAAAGACGACAGUGUAGCUUUGGUUCAGAAAGUUCUCAGUUGUCUUUUGCAGCGAGACCCGUCUAUCACCAAAAGAGUCUUAGCUUGGGUUUUGGAAGAAAAGGAUGAGUUUUCUUCGAUUGUGGAAGAGAAGGAUUCUACAAUGGAAAUGAAGAAUACUGUGGAGCUUAUCGUUGCUGCCUUGAAAGGAUAUUUACAGAUUCCAAGUAACCGAAGAGACUGCAGUUGGGACGUUUUGAUCAUUGUCCACUCAUUAUUUGAGCGACAACAAUUGCAAAGUAGAUUGAAGGAUAAAAUUGCAAUGGAGCUACUUGACUAUGGUUUUAGUUGUCUGCAAGUACUUCAUAUCAAUCGGAAAUCCGCGGACUUUGCACGUCUAGAGUCAUCAUAUUCGGAAAAUGUUAAAACAGUUGGUAGUUCUAAAAGGACUCUUGACUUGGCCAAGUCUUAUUCAUCCAGUUCUCACGAAAUGGAGCGACUGUUUGUGGAAUUGUUGAGUGGUGCUUGCUAUACGCCACUCUUGUCAAUGAUUGAAGAGCUUCUUGAAUCGAAUGUAGAACAGUUGCCUUGUUUAAGAUGGCAAGCAUUCUCAUAUGUCUUGGAGCUGCCAGUAAGUAAACAAGAGAACCUAACAGGUUGGUGUAUAAGAGUUAUGCAACAUACCUCAAAAUUUAUGAGAGAAUGUUGUUUGAACUGUCAUGAACAGUUUUGGGUUUGGAAACAUCACAAAGCUGUAUGGGACUUUUUUAGUCGAAGUUUAAUUUUAUAUCUCUCAAGUUUGGAUGGAGAGUUGCGACGAGAUAAACAUUUCAAUGAGUUCAAUUCAAUUGCAGUGGAUUUCAUUCACUCCAUGAAAAUUUGGAUAAGGGAGACACUUCUUUCUCAGUCAUCACUAUCUUCUCAUUUUUCGGAAGGAAUCUUGUGCUCGGAAUCGGGACAAGAUAUGGCUAACUUUGAAAAAUUUCUCUUGCAGAUAGGUUCCACUUUGCGUUUGUUGUACUCUUCAUUGCAGUCGAAGCGGUUGUGUGAUGAACUAUUGAAACUUGCGCAGCAGCAGAGUUUAUCUUCUCAGUUUACGAUUGCCUAUUGUGGAGUUUACCAGUUCGUAGAAUUAUUUACUUUUUAUAGGAGUUUUAUGGAUUCGAGUGACUCUAGAGGACAAGCUUCAGCUUCUAUGGAAGAAAAGCCUUGCGAUAAUACAGAAAAUGAGUCUCAAAUGAAAUCAGAAACUACUCUAGAACACUUUAUCUCCCCUGUAUUGUUGUAUUGGUGGAGUCUUUUGCAUCCAUCAGCUGAAAAUUGUUGUAUCCGAGUAGCACAAGUAUGGUUUUCUUUACAAAAGUGCUUUCCUGUGUUAGCACAAAGAAUCAUUUGCAAACAAUUGAACACUCGAUCGAGCGUAGAGAGAUUGAAAAAUUUGGAAUGCUUUGCAAUGUUGUGGAAAUUGGUAUUGGAUUACCAGUUAACUAGCCCCCCACCUUCUAUAUGUACUUUGGAUGCUAUUAAUCUUUUAAAUGACCCGGAUGAAUCGGUAAAGGCGGCAGCAGUGAAUUGGUUAUUAGAUUGUUUUUGUUACCAGCCAACUAGUAUUUUGGAUAUUUUAACCGAAUCUAUUCUAGCUUCUAAUUUUUACUGGGAUAAUCAUUCGAAUUGUAUAGUGAAUAUAGAAGAUGCUCCUCGGGCACGAUAUGGAUUGCUUCAACUGAAUAACGUGAUCAACACAGUUUCCUCUUAUCGAUAUGCCUUAUUGGAAAGAGAUGCCUUAAUAUUUACUCGGUUACAGUCAUCUCAUUUUAUUGUUAGUCGUUUGUCUUCUGUGUUUUUAAGUAAUGAUGUCAGACAACAAAUGGAAGAGACAUCACAAGCUUUUCCUUUAUCGACGAGAAGUAGAAGGAGUCGAGACCAACAACAAGAAACUUUAGACCGAAGUACAGAAAAAUUAUUUCCUGGUUCUUUAUUUCCUCCUUCAGAAUAUUAUCAUGUGAUUGCGCUUAUUUCUCUUAGUUUUUUACAAAGUGACUUACAAAGUAACUUAUCGCAACGAUGGGAACAGCAGACCAAGUGGGAUGCUGUAGACUUGUUGCCCUAUAUUGACGAUUUCUGUCUGUUAAAAUACCAAAACAAAGAAGAUUGGAUGAUCACCUUUACUGGUUCUGAGGAUCCUUUUCCAUUUUUCUCUUCGAUGUAUAACAAUGCCGCUAAUGUACUAUGGAACUUGUUGGAGUUUAUUCAAACGAUGCCUGAAAUGGGUAGAGAGUUAUCAUUGAAUAUUUACCCAUCAGUAUUGAUAGCACUAGAUAAAGCCGUCAAGAGAAGAGACGAGUCUUUGCAAAGAAUUUUGUUGGAAAUUCUGGAAAGAAUGAUGUUUUAUCAAGGAGCAAGUUGGGGAGUUCCAGAGUCUCUUCACUUUCAACAAGUACAUGCAAAUGCAGUAUCGAAUGUUAUUGCAUCAGAAACUUCUUUUCCAUGGAUGGAACGUCAUUCUUUAUUUCAAUCAUGUUAUUUGCAAGGAAUCCGUCAAAGUUUGAGUGAAACUAACGGAAAUGCGAUUGUAUUGGCUCGAAAGUGGAUACAGUUCACAGAAGAUAUUGUACAUGUUACUCAGUAUACUUUGCCAUUUCUUGUAGAAACAUUUGUAACUAUAGUUGGGGAACAAUUGGAAAGCUUAUUCACUAUGAAUAGGAACCAGCAAGUUGAAGAACGAGUGCUGGAGCGACUAGUUUUACUUAUUAGUGGCUUAUAUAAUGUGCUCAAAAGAGUAUUUCAAAUACAUCGGCAAGCAGUCAAGGAUGGUACCUUGCCGUCAAUAUGGACAAAUGAGAAUGUAACUUGGAGAAGUCCACCUUCUAGCGAUCUAAGAACUUUUCAGAUAAGUAGUCAACAGUCCCAAUCUGCUAGAUCGGUUCUUGUUUCUAGUUUGAAUCCUUUUCGGCUAAUCAAUGAUUUGGUAAAAGAUGUAUGGGGAAAGGAGAGUUUGGAGCAAGCCGAGAAAACGAUUGAUCCUCGACAGGAAGUCAUUCGUCGACUGGUCCUAAAUCAAUUGGAUGAGUUGAUUGCUUGGUUAGUAGAUAGCUGGUUACGACCUUGGUUAAGUCUUUCAGAACGAGAAGAUGAGGAAACUUCACGUCUUCAGUUGUUACCAAAAUAUUUUUCUCAACAUCGGACCUGGUGUAUCCAUAUAGUGGAUUUAUUAUUUCGUAAACAUCCGGUGGAUACUUUGGCUGCGAUAACUGUUUUCUGGGAGGAUCGUAUCCUACAAUCCUCUUCACAUGAUGGGACCCAGUACAGAAAUGAAGACGAGUCUUAUCAAGAUGAUAAGCGUGUUUCGUCAAGAAGUAAUUAUCCCUCUGCUGAAAUCUUAUUUGAAUUGCUUCAUGCCACAGAUGUAGUAACACCUGAGCUUGUUCUAUCCAGUUGUUCUGAGUUGGCAGCAGCAACAGUUGUAUAUUUAUCUAAAGAAGCUUUGGGAACUUCCCGUAAUCCUAGUGCAACAAGUGAUUCUGCAAGUUACCCAUCGCAUUCCUCCUUUGAAGAUGAACUGGAAAGCUGGAUACUUAGUAUUGUUCCACCCAAAUUGGAUAAAUCUUCAUUAUUAGUCGUUCGUUUAUCUUCUUUUUUAGCACAAGGUUCCACAAGUACCUUAUUUUGUUCCAAUGAAUUUUUCCAAAAUGUUUCUCCAGAGCGAUGUAUGAUAUCUUUACUAUCUUUCAUGGAAUGGUAUAUUUCUAGUUGUAGUGAACCAGGUGAAAAUAGUGCCGAUUUACUGUCAACAUGGCCAUAUAUUUCCUACUGUCUUCGAGAUAUUUUGAAUAUUUGUAGCGAGAGACCUAUCGUAUUUUUUAUCGCUUUAAGGCUUUUGGCUGCAUUUAUAGUGCGUGUUUUGUAUCCUUUGGUCGACCGCAGUUUCCAAAAAGAUUGGACAGAACUCUUUCUAUAUUUGGUGAAGAAUUGUUGUUCCAUUGCUGGUGGUUCUAUUCAACAACGAACUUCGUUGAACCCCGUUAAAAGCCAGGGCCCCUAUUCAGAGUCUGCUUCACAAGUUAUCUUAAGAGCCUUUUCAAUUCUCUCCAUUACUAUUGUCCCUGUUUUUGAACUCAUUUCGAAUUCUAAUUCACCUAAUUCCUUGUUGACAAGUUCAGGAGAUUGGGAGACCAGCAUUGGUUUGCCAUCAAGUCAACAAAUUGUGAAUGUCGCGGUUCAAACCAUUCGUAGAGUGGGUAAUCGACCUACUAUGACCUCUCAUGAAAUGGAAUGUGCAGUUGAAGCAGCACGACUGUUAAGCAAUUGUUGUUCAUAUCCUUGGGCAAUAAGAGUCAUGAGAAAGGAAGUCAUGAGUUUAUUGGAUUCCAACAAUAUAUUCAAACACAAGAACGAGGCGUUUCUAAGAGAAUUUGCUCGUGUCAUUUGUGUUCUCUUGGUGAUGGGAAACACCAGUGGAGAAAGUGUGAAUAGCAGUUCUUUCAGUUCAAAAGUAGAAAGUGGUCCAUCUUUUUCGGAAAGAAUUUUCUUUGAAACCAAUAGCAACCACCACCACCAUCACUAUCAUAACAGUCAUACUCCUCCUCCUCCUCCACAACCUUCUACUGGUGCUGCUGUUGCUCAUAGUCAACUUUCAAAUUCAAGUUGGCAUUUAUUGAUGACAAGUUUCCAUUCAUUUGCGAGUAAUAACGCUAUUGGCAAUGUUCUCUUGAAAACACGUGAUGUUGAAAAUACUACUUGCUGUCGUAUUUUAAGAAGAAUUUCGUUCUGCUUUUAUGCAGGUGGCAGCAACCAGUUUAUUGCACAAUUGCCAUUGCUGUUGGAAAGAUGGAAUGAAGCAUCAGAAAUGUCAUCUAUCGAUGUGCACAAGGAAUGUUUAUUUGGUAUGAGAGUGUUGUUGAUUCGGUAUAGUGAGCCACAUAUUGCCAUGUUUCGUGUAUGGUUACAAAUGGAACUAUUUCAAAUAUUCAGUCAUCCCAACACUCAUCGAUCAUUGUGGAUUGCAGCAUUGAGAACCAUCGACUAUCUUUUAUUAUUCGGAAUGUCUGACUUUAUUUUCACCAAAAACUUUUUCCUUUCAGGUGACUUGCAGUCUUCUUCCCAUCAAGCCACAGUCGAGAUGGGUGAUAAUGUUUCCAUUCCUGUGAUUGGAAACUGGUUAAGGAGAAUUCCUUCUUGGCAAGAAAAGGCGAAACCUUUUGAAGCAAUCAUUGAUAACCAACUUCGACAAGGACUCCCUAUUGACCUGCAAAGUCACACGGAAUUCAAUGACGACGAAGAAGAAGAUUAUUUGGUUGCCUUUGCUGUGGCAAUAGAGAGAAGAGCAACCGAAACCAUUUGGCAAACGAUACCUGUUUGUCAAAGAGCCGCAGAAGAAUCCGUCGAAAGAGAGUUUCUCGAUUCCAAGGCUUGAGUAGCACUCUAUUUGAAUCGAA